AUGGAACAACUUGAACUCGAGAAUCAGACACUGCGAACUGAGGUAGCAACUCUCAAGGAAUCUAUUGAGAGAAACAAUGCUACGAUGGAGGCACUCUUGGCUCGCCUCGAGCGUGAAGAUACUCCCCGUCGGGUUUCUGUGCAUGAGGACGCAAUCGUCUCUUCUGGACCGGUAUCUCAGCUGGCUACUUCUGCAUUUGUCUUCGGGGAUGGUACUGAUGUGGAUCCCAUGGUGGUAACUGAAGGUUGGGUUCCGCGAUAUCAUACAAACAGGGCUGCCAAUGCUGGGGUAGGUCGUGGUAACAAGAACCAUGUCAAUUUUGAGCUUGGAGGGAGCUCUGUCUAUGGUGGAAUGAUUAACUCUGGUGGGUUUCCUGCAGUUGGCAAGGGUGUUUUCAAUGCUGAAAUGGGAAAUGUCUUUGGUGGCAAUCAGAAUGAUAAUAACAGAACUAUGGUGGGUAGUAUGCUCGGUCCGUUUGCUGGUUUCAGUAAUAAUGUUGGUAAUAAUCAGAGUCUGUUGGGAGGACCUAGUAAUGGUCAGAAUUUAUUUGGUGGCCAAGUGAAUGGUCAAAAUAUGUUUUUAGGACCCGAGAGUGGUCGGAACUGGACUGGUGGUGCUAUUAACAAUCAGAAUCUAUUUGGUGGGCCUAGCAAUGGCCAAAAUCUUUUUGCGGGUGGGCCAUCUGUCUAUGGCAACCCAACUGGUGAGAGGGCAUAUGGUGGCCAGGUGGCCAUGCCUAUGGGAACCUCUGUUAUUCCUGUAUUUGCAAGUGAUCCAAUUGUUACCGUACGGGCGCAAGAGGAAGAAUCGGAAUUUUUGUUUCAUGAGAGCAAUGAACAAAUGAAGGCCGAGAUACAAGCGGAAAUGAAGAAACAUUGUGACGAGCUGGCCAAGCAAGUGACAAUGAUAGAGGGUGCUGAAUUGUUCAACAAUCAAGGAUAUCAGAAUCAGGGUCCGAGAAGAGAACCAAUUGAUCUGAUUCCUGUUACGUACGCUUCUCUAUUUCCGAGAUUGUUAGCAAAGGGGUUGAUUGAGAAAAGGCCAGCUCCCGCUCCACCAGCAGUACCUAGCAAAUUCUAUAACCCAGAAGCACACUGUGAGUUGCACUCUGGAGGGGCUAGACACGACAUUGAAAAUUUCUUUGUGAUGAAGAAUAGGGUUCAAACCCUAGUAAGAUUAAAACAGUUAAAUUUCCAAGACUGCCCUAAUGUGAAGGAAAAUACGUUGCCUUCGCACGGAAAAGCUUCAGGCAGUGCAAAUAUGAUUGAGAAGGUUGAAGACGAAGUGAUUACAGAAGCUCAGCUGAUUAACACCCCGCUAAAAGAAUUGCAUGAGAAGUUGGUCAAGGAAAAUAUCAUAACCAGUUCACAUGUUUUGAGAUGUGAAGAUUGCGAAGGAACGCCGAAAGGCUGUGUAGUGGUUUUAAACAAUCUUCAAGUUCUAAUUGAUGAAGGCAUCCUCAAAGUUUCUAAGAAAAGGCCUGUUGAGGUGGAAGUGUCUGUGAUUUUGCCAGUAUUCAAUGAUGAGCCAUUCGUUGUCAGAUACAAUGGCAGUAAAGGAAAAGUGGUAGGGAAGAUUGAGGGACCAAUGGUGGUACAAGCUUCGGCUCCAUUUCCAUACAAAUCAGACAAGGUUGUACCUUAG
This is a messenger RNA of Vicia faba (fava bean), 1644 nucleotides long. The record is from the annotation of a GenBank genome assembly. Lineage: Eukaryota; Viridiplantae; Streptophyta; Magnoliopsida; Fabales; Fabaceae.